Messenger RNA from Pistacia vera, 947 nucleotides. Its product is annotated as probable DNA replication complex GINS protein PSF1. Bases 153 to 758 code for a protein of 201 amino acids. Gene Ontology annotation, cellular component: GINS complex. Gene Ontology annotation, biological process: DNA strand elongation involved in mitotic DNA replication; DNA replication. The transcript is spliced from 7 exons. The record is from RefSeq and is a predicted model, not a curated record. Lineage: Eukaryota; Viridiplantae; Streptophyta; Magnoliopsida; Sapindales; Anacardiaceae.
UUUUGAGCGCUAAAUUCAAAAACCGUUGAAAACUUUCCCGCUAAAACCCAUUACUACCGGAUCGCAUAACUUUGCUUUCCAAGCAUAUUCCUUCCCUUUCUCAGAUUUUCUAUUUGACCAAACAAUCGAAAACAGGUUGUGAAUAGAUAAGUAUGCACGGAAGACUGGCAUGCCGCCUUGUGAAAGAAAUAACGACCGGCGAAAAAGGGCAGCUUCAGCCUUUCAAUGACGAGCUGUUAAAUGAAGUAACUAAAGAAUGUAGUGAAAAUUUCCUUGUGCUUCAGUCUUUGAUAAGGAAAAUGCAGGACGAAGGAUUAGAUUUCCAAACAACAAGAAAUGCAGACCAUUAUGGAGCACUCAUCAACCACCUUUCUUUAAUUCGGAACAAGCGCUGCUUAAUGGCUUAUGUGUAUAACCGGGCAGAAAUAAUACAGAAUUUGGUGUGGAAAGUAGGGCUUAGGCUCUUUGAACUUCCAGAAGAAAUUCAAGAGAAGCUCAGUCAUUCAGAGAAAGAGUAUUUUAAGAGACAUUCUGCUGCUCUGGAAUUAUACAUGUCGAAAAUGGAUCUUGAUUUGAAUGUGGAUAUGGUGCCACCAAAAGAUCCUUACAUCAAGGUGAGGGUUCUUGAUGAUGUUGGUGAAGGAAUAGUAGUAAGUGAUAAGGCAGCCAAUUUUGCUCGCCAUUCGAUGCACUUUCUCAAACGAACUGAUGCAGAGCCAUACAUCUCACGGGGUCUGAUGGAAGAGCUCACAGGAUAACCCAAAAGUCAAGUACAACAUUUUCCCAAUAUUUUAUGGAAAUCUAACGGACUUGACUUUGUUGCUUGUUCGGCAUGUAAAUUCUUAUUUUUGCUUAAUCAUACAUGUAACCUGAGUGAGGAAGUUGAGCUGCUUUCUCAUUCUGAGAGAAAGGAUAGAAAAUAUAUUGAAGAUGCAAGCUUUUGGAUG